Messenger RNA from Amphibalanus amphitrite, 2312 nucleotides. Its product is annotated as mitochondrial tRNA methylthiotransferase CDK5RAP1-like. Gene Ontology annotation, biological process: negative regulation of cyclin-dependent protein serine/threonine kinase activity; tRNA modification. The coding region runs from base 245 to 1981 and encodes 578 amino acids. Gene Ontology annotation, molecular function: tRNA-2-methylthio-N(6)-dimethylallyladenosine(37) synthase activity; 4 iron, 4 sulfur cluster binding. Gene Ontology annotation, cellular component: cytosol; mitochondrion. Lineage: Eukaryota; Metazoa; Arthropoda; Thecostraca; Balanomorpha; Balanidae. The transcript is spliced from 3 exons. The record is from RefSeq and is a predicted model, not a curated record.
GUGGGUCACGAAAUUUUCUAUUUGAUUUGCUUCUAUUGAUAGACUUUCUAAAAUGUCUAAAACAGCAUGAAGGUAGAAUGUUAACUAUUGAUUAUAAUUAAAUUAUUUUUGAAACUUACAACUAAUCAAGGCCAAAUAAGGGUAUCAGGCUUGGUAUCAGGUACUUCAACCUUCUUCAAACUGCCUGUAGUUAUUCAUCAUCACCCCAAUGACCUGUGGGCAGUAAGCAUCCAUCUCAUCCACCAUGCACUCUGCCAUUGGCCUGCGGUGGCUGCUGGUGCGCCGGUGUCGGGCGCUGGUCUCCGGUACCGCUCGGGCGGCCUCCACCGCCGCUCCGUCCGGGCGCCGCCGGCUGCCGGCGGACGGCCCGGGCCUGGCCGAGUUCGUGGCCGGCUCAGCAGCGCCGGCCGCCCCGCCGCCAGAGGGCGCCGAGCUGCCGGUGCCGCUGGGCGCCACUGAGCUGGAGCACGGCCUCGGCCGGCGCGUGCUGUUUGUCGUGCACGGCUGCCAGAUGAACGUCAACGAUACGGAGGUGGCGUGGGCCGUGCUGCAGCAGGCCGGCUACCAGCGAGCCGAGAACAUCAGCGAGGCCGACGUGGUCUUCAUCAUGACCUGCUCAAUUCGCGAGGGCGCCGAGACGAAAAUCUGGAACAAACUGGAAAACUACAAGCGCCUGAAGGCGAGCAAGGGUUAUACCGGCUCGCAAUUUAAGGUGGGCGUUCUGGGCUGCAUGGCCGAGCGCCUGCGGCAGCGACUGGUCGAGGCAGACGUCGGCGUAGACCUGGUGGCCGGGCCGGACAGCUACCGCCACCUGCCGCGCCUCCUGGCUCAGCCGGAGGACGCCGGGGCGGCCGUGCACGUGCAGCUCUCCCUGGAGGAAACGUACGCGGACGUACAGCCGGUGCGGCUGGACCCGCACGCGCCGGCCGCCUAUGUGACAAUAAUGCGUGGCUGUGACAACAUGUGCACGUACUGUAUCGUGCCGUUCACUCGCGGCAGAGAGCGGUCCCGUCCCCUGGACUCUGUAGUGGAGGAGGUGCGACGACUUUCAGAGCAGGGCGUGCGGGAAGUGACGCUGCUAGGACAGAAUGUGAACAGUUACCGGGAUAUGAGUGGCUCACGUAAUAGCGCCAAGGCUACGCGACUGGCGGCCGGCUUCAGCACAGUGUACAGACCUAAAACGGGCGGCACGCGCUUCGCUGACCUACUCUCAGCCGUGGCUGACGUGGACCCAGAGAUGCGUGUGCGAUUUACCUCACCACACCCCAAAGACUUUCCGGACGAGGUGUUGCGGGUGAUCGCCGAGCGACCAAAUGUGUGCAGCUGUCUGCACCUGCCGGCUCAGUCGGGAAGCUCGAGAGUGCUGGCGGACAUGCGGCGAGGCUAUACGCGUGAGGCGUACCUGGAGCUGGUGCGCCAUGUCCGCCGCAUGGUGCCCGGCGUGGCGCUGACUUCCGACUUCAUCGCCGGUUUCUGUGGCGAGACAGAGGCCGACUUUGAAGAGACACUGAGUCUGAUGCGCGAAGUGGGCUACCAGUACUGCUUCCUGUUCGCCUACAGCCGGCGGGAGAAGACUCGCGCUCACCACCGCCUGGUCGACGACGUGCCUCCCGCCGAGAAGCAGCGUCGUGUGGCCGAGAUGGCGCGCCUGUACCGAGCCAUGGCGCAGCAGCUGAACACGCGCCAGGUGGGGAGCACUCAGCUGGUCCUGCUCGAGCGGCCCAGCCCGCGCUCACCCGACUCCCUGCUCGGCAGGAACGACGCCAAUGUGAAGGUGAUCGUUCCUCGCCGGUGGGCGGGCGCGCCGCUGGCCGCCGGUCAGUAUGUGGCAGUCGAGGUGACUGGCGCCAGCUCGGAGGUGCUCCACGGCCGGCCGCUGGAGCGGACCACCCUACAGGAGUUUGCCCGGCAGCAUGACCCGCCGUCGGCGCCCAACGAGCUGCUCGGGGAUGAUCCGGAGGCGAGCCAGUGUGUAGUAUGACAGGGCGAAGAGUUGUGUGCUGGAAUGUCCGCUCCUCAGCACCGGGCUAGGUUUCUUGUUAUGUAAUGCCUAAGUCUGUCCGUCCUCGCCAGACGAGAAGAGAAACCCGGUAUAGGGUGCGCCUUUUUACAACCCUUGUUACAAGCGAUCGUUUUGUUCUAAUGCCGGUCUGUUAUGAUAACAUGGUUCAUCAGUCGUCCCAUCGAACGUCAUACAGGCUGGCAUCAGACCAUUAAUUCCUAGUCAAACGAAACACCUGCGUUUUCGAGUCACGAGUGUAUUUGGCAUGACGGGCGCGGUGCGGACGAUGUGAACAUGAUGGUGUACAGUA